Messenger RNA from Panicum virgatum (switchgrass), 2606 nucleotides. Its product is annotated as transcription elongation factor TFIIS-like. The coding region runs from base 125 to 1267 and encodes 380 amino acids. Gene Ontology annotation, biological process: DNA-templated transcription; transcription elongation by RNA polymerase II. The record is from RefSeq and is a predicted model, not a curated record. Gene Ontology annotation, cellular component: nucleus. The transcript is spliced from 8 exons. Gene Ontology annotation, molecular function: zinc ion binding; nucleic acid binding. NCBI's taxonomy places the organism in Eukaryota, Viridiplantae, Streptophyta, Magnoliopsida, Poales, Poaceae.
GUCACCAGCUGAGCUGUGAGCCUGUGACCAUUGCAGCGCAGAGAACUGAAGCGUGGAGGCCCGAGCCCCAGUUCAGCAAACCCCGCCGCGCUUCCAAGCUCUUCCCGACUCCAGCCACCGCGCCAUGGCUUCUGCGGGGGCCAAUAGCGCGGCCUCCUCCUCGAGGGGGCCGCCCUUGCCGUUGCCCUUUCCCUUCCCCGCCGCGGCCCACUUCCCCUCCCGCGACGCCGUCCCUUUCCUGCCGCAGCACCAACACCCGCCCGCCACCCCCGACGGCGGCGAGGAGGUUGAAGAAGACGAGGGCAGCAUGGACGACGACAGCGGCGAAGAGGACGAGGCUGAGAUAGCGGAUGGAGCGGCCCACAGCUCGCAGCAGCGACGCGCCUCCUCCGCUCCAGGUAUUGCGCGGGCAGUGAUGAAUGGGGACAAUGGAGCGAGGCAUAUCCAAGAGGGGCAUCAGUGGCAGCAGCAGAGUCAUCUGUUUAACCGUGGAACCGAGCAAUAUGGGUGUACUUCGUCUGGUGGGGACGAACCUGGUACUAUCCCCAGAGAGAUGAGGGUGGAGAACGGAUACGGAGUUACUGGGAGAAGAGAGGGUGGCCCUGCAUCUAGCUAUUGGGACUUGCUGAGAUCUCAUCUCUCUGAUCCGUUGACAGGCGUUCUCAUGGAUGAUGCGAUGAUUCUAUCAUGUGGCCAUUCUUACGGAAGUGGUGGGAUGCAGCAUAUCUACAGAAUGAAAGCUUGUGGUAAAUGUGGGCAGCCAAUUACCGAGGACUCAAUUCGACCAAACUUGGCUCUUCGCCUUGCAGUUCAGGCAUUUAAACGCGAAGAAGAUUCAGCAAAGACAUUGAAAAGAAGAAGAGAGCGCCUUGAACAGGUAUACACCUUUUUUCCAGUAUAUCAAUUAUGCUUCAAAUUUUUGCAGCUAUAUGUGUUGCAUGCUCUUAAAUCCAUUUAUACUCUAUGUGAGGACAAAUGUGGCAAUGAUGAUCCAAAUCCUACUGAACCUUCUAGAGGGAAAGGUGUGCAGUUUCCUUUUUCUGUCUUUGACCGUGUCGUAAUCAAGGGAAACAAGAGGACCCCAGAACGAUUUGUGGGGUGUCAAGCAGUUGUGACAGCACAGUGCUUAAAUGGAUGGUAUGUAGUGAAGACUUUAGACAAUGCAGAGAGCGUGAAGUUGCAGUACCGUUCCUUGGCAAAGGUUGCCAAUGGUAAUGGGUCUCCUACUAUGGCCUCAAGCAACGCCCAAAAUGCAAGCUGGUUAUAAGGUUGGCAAACGUCUUCGGCACCUUACUAAGCACCCUCACUCGGGCAUUCAGGCAGUUGCUACAGACCUUUUUGGGUACUGGAAAAAGGUUGUUCUUGAAGAGACAGGAAAGAAAAAUGGCAGCUCAGAGAAUGAGAGAUCAAGUGAUUCUUCAGGGAAGAUUGAGAAGGCGAGGCCUGUGAAGAUUGAAAGAAAUUCUUCAUCAUCAAGCAUGAAGGUUGAAAGAUCAAGUGAUUCUUCAGGGAAGAUUGAGAAGGCGAGGCCCGUGAAGAUUGAAAGAAAUUCUUCAUCAGCAAGCAUGAAGGUUGAGAAAAGAGAUGUGGAUGUUAAAGGUCAGAGGCCUGACAGUGUCAAAAUUGAAAAGGCCACUAGUAAUGGUUCCAAAGCUCAACCUGUGAAGGUUGAGAGGGUUUCCAAAGAAGUCAGUAGAACUCCUGAUACAAAGAAGACAGCAUCUGUCCCCACUGGACCCCCAAAGCUUACAUCCCUUGUCAAAUGCAAUGAUGCUACCCGAGACAAAAUCCGGGAAUUACUUGCUGAAGCUUUCUCAAAGGUUCCUGCGGAGACUAGCAAUGAUGACCGGGAUGAAGUGAGGAGCAUCUUGGAUCAAGUAAAUGCAUGCGACCCAUUUAGAGUUGCUGUGACAGUGGAGUCCGCAUUAUUUGAGAAGCUUGGACGUUCUACUGGGGCCCAGAAGGCAAAAUAUAGGUCAAUAAUGUUUAACCUGAGAGCAGAUAACAACACUGAUUUCCGGAGAAGAGUUCUCAUUGGUCAAGUGAGGCCUGAGAGGCUUCCAGAUAUACCCCCCGAAGAGAUGGCUAGUGAUGCAAGGAAACAAGAGAACAAGCAGAUCAAGGCGAAGGCUAUGUUUGACUGUGAGCGCGGAGGAGCGCCGAAGGCAACAACUGAUCAGUUCAAGUGUGGCAGGUGUGGCCAACGGAAGACAACUUACUAUCAGCUCCAGACUCGGAGUGCCGAUGAACCGAUGACAACAUUUGUGACAUGCGUGAACUGCAACAAUCACUGGAAGUUCUGUUGAGUGCCAUCCUGCUAAAAUGUUUGCCUAGUAGUGCUGAGCACCAGACUACUAAAAUGUGUGCUCUGUUAGCUAGGGCUGUCAUUCGAAUUUGACAGGGUUGGAAUCAGUUUUUCGUACACUAGGAGCCGUUUUCUUCUUCCCUGUUUUUUUUUGGCUCUUUGCAAACCUGAUUUAUUCAGAUUGUACUAGUUGACCGCAUAAAUGUUGUUGUCUUAAUUAUCAUCAGCUUCUGUACCCAUCAGUUUUGGAUGUGGCUAUGUGGUUCAUUGUAAAUGAGAUAGCGCUCUUGUUUUACAGUUA